This is a messenger RNA of Prunus mume (Japanese apricot), 432 nucleotides long. Lineage: Eukaryota; Viridiplantae; Streptophyta; Magnoliopsida; Rosales; Rosaceae. The record is from RefSeq and is a predicted model, not a curated record.
AUGGCGGUGCUCAAAGACUUUGCCGCUGACCAAGAGCUGCAGACCCCGAUCGGAUACAGGGCCCCAGAACUGUGUCAGCAAUCUGGUGCACAUACUUGUAUCUCAAAUAUCUGGUGCAUUGGCUGCACAAUGGCCGAGGUUGUUCUGGGGAGGCCGUUGUUUGACAUGGAAGAUGAUGAACCAAUCGCUACAUUCCUGGACCGCGUGAGGAGUAUUGUGCAUCCGGAGGGGGAUUUGAACCCCGGACCACUGCAUGGAAGGCUAUUAGACGUGCCUCACCGAUUCAAUGAAUUGGGGGCCAAUCUGAUACAGAGCCUUUUGGUGUAUGAACCUCGGGGGAGGUUGACAGUUCAGGAUGCCAUUGGACACCCUUAUUUCUCCGAUUUCGAUCCAGAUAUGCUGUGUGAGUACAACAAUGCCUCAGACAAAUAG